Molecule: messenger RNA, 633 nt
Organism: Ornithorhynchus anatinus (platypus)
Lineage: Eukaryota; Metazoa; Chordata; Mammalia; Monotremata; Ornithorhynchidae
Gene: PDRG1
Product: p53 and DNA damage regulated 1
Exons: 5
Coding region: 27-440 (137 amino acids)
Biological process (GO): protein folding
Cellular component (GO): prefoldin complex
Source: RefSeq, a predicted model, not a curated record
CGCGCCCGGGCCGGGCCGGUGACGUCAUGGCGGCGGCCAUGGCGGACGGGGACACGGAGCGGCUGCUGCGCUACCUGGGCCAGGUGGAGGAGCUGGCCGAGGACGUGCUGGCCGACAAGCGCCAGGUCAUCAACCUGCACGUCAAGCAGAACCAGAACCGCGAAGCGCUGCGUGCUCUGCAGAAGGACCCCGGCCCGCCCGAGGAGGUGAUGGUCUGCUUGGGCAACAUGUUCGUCCACCUGCCCCGGGAGCGGACCAAGGAGAUGAUCGAGAAAGACCAGGCCCAUCUGGAGGAGGAGAUCGAGAAACUGCGAGACCAGAUGCGGGUCAAGGUCAACAACCUCUUGGAGGUCCAAGGCAAACCGGAAGUGAAAGGGUUCAACCUGCGGCCCCUGAGCCCCGAGGAGAUGAAGGCGGUCACCGUCAUCCUCAAGGGCUGAGCGGCCGGGGCGGGGGGCGCGGCCGACAGGCCCCCGGACACGCGGACGGACAGAUGGAAGGAUGGACGGGCGGGGAGGACCGCCCUGGACCCGCCUCGGGGAACGGACGGAGGGCGGGCGGGCGGGCCCGGGGCGGCCCCCGGCGCGGGCGGCUGACGGAGCCCUUGAGAAUAAAGGCCGACAGCAUCGGAAA